This is a messenger RNA of Xiphophorus maculatus (southern platyfish), 2550 nucleotides long. It is a transcript of the gene porcn, whose product is annotated as porcupine O-acyltransferase. The record is from RefSeq and is a predicted model, not a curated record. The transcript is spliced from 15 exons. Gene Ontology annotation, biological process: lipid modification; canonical Wnt signaling pathway; Wnt protein secretion. Lineage: Eukaryota; Metazoa; Chordata; Actinopteri; Cyprinodontiformes; Poeciliidae. Gene Ontology annotation, cellular component: membrane; endoplasmic reticulum. The coding region runs from base 230 to 1618 and encodes 462 amino acids. Gene Ontology annotation, molecular function: Wnt-protein binding; palmitoleoyltransferase activity.
GUGGUGCUGAUGCGGUGACAAUGGGAGAUAUGCACCAUCUGAACUGAGGGUCCGGCAGCGGCUGCACGCAGGCUUGACGGACAGCAGAGAAAACAUCCGGAUAAAGACACACGGAGGAACCUCCUGGUUCUGCCCGGAGAGGGUGAGUCUUACCCCGGAAACCAAGCUGGCAUUCCCGAGCCGUCCAGUAAGCUGUGUUUGAGGCUGGGGAGCGAGUCUCAGUCCAGAGAUGGGAGUGUUCAGCCGGCAGAAGUUUUUCCAGGAGCUCACUCAUGGCUGCCUGCUGCCUACAGCUCAGCAGGGCCUGGAGCAAGUAUGGCAGCUGCUGGUUAUCUGCCUGCUGUGUCGCCUGCUCUGGAUGUUAGGUCUCCCUUCCUUCGUGAAGCACCUGUGCACGGUGGCGGGAGGUUUCUACACGCUGUACUUGUUCUUUGAGCUCCACAUGAUCUGGGUCGUCCUUCUCAGCCUGCUUUGCUACCUCUUUCUCUUCCUGUGCCGCCAUUCGACCAUCCGAGGAACCUUUCUUUCUAUAACGGUUCUCAUCUACCUGCUUCUUGGGGAGCUGCACAUGAUGGAUACCACCAACUGGCACAAAAUGAGAGGUUCACAGAUGGUAGUUGCCAUGAAAGCUAUCUCCUUGGCUUUUGAUCUGGACAGAGGUGUUGUGACUAAUGUUCCCUCACCCAUCGAGUUCAUGGGCUACAUUUACUUUGUGGGCACCGUCAUCUUUGGGCCCUGGAUCAGCUUCAACAGCUACAAAGAAGCUCUAGAAGGGCGUAAGUUGAGUUUAGGAUGGAUUUUAAAAGUGUCUCUUAGCUGGGUGAAGGGUCAGAUCUGCCUUGUCGUUUCCAACUGUGUGGCUCCCUACCUCUUUCCCUACUUCAUCCCCGUCUAUGGAGACAAACUCCUACGAAGCAAAAAGAGGAGGAAGAUCAGAGGCUCGCUGGCAAAGUGGCUGCUGGCAUAUGAGAACACAAUGUCUUUCCACUUCAGCAAUUACUUUGUCGGCUACCUGAGCGAAACUACUGCAACUCUCGCGGGGGCGGGCUUUACGGAGGAGAAAGAGAACCUCAAAUGGGAUCUGAGCGUGUCCAAGCCGCUCCGUGUGGAGUUUCCCCGCUCCAUGGUGGAGGUGGCGACGUCAUGGAACGUGCCCAUGUCCCGCUUUCUGCACACAUAUGUUUUCAAGAGUGCCGUCAAAUUUGGGACGUUCACUGCCAUCAUGGUGACGUACAUCGCCAGCGCGCUCUUACAUGGUUUAAGUUUCCAUCUGGGUGCAGUUCUGAUAUCUCUGGGGUUCAUUACGUACGUGGAGCACGUUUUUCGGAAGAGGCUUGCCGCCAUAUUUAACGCUUGCGUGCUUUCGAGGAAAUGUCAGCCAAGCUGCAGUCACCAAAACAAAAAGAAGCUGUGGGUGUAUAUGAUUAACAUAGCAUUUUCUGCUUUGGCAAUACUUCACUUGACAUAUCUGGGCUCUGUGUUCAACUCCAGCGUGGACUACAUGGAGGAGGAUGAGGACGAGAUCACCCACCACACCGUCCAGAAGUGGUCUGAGCUGAGCUGGACGAGCCACUGGGCCACGUUCGGGUGCUGGAUCCUAUACCGCCUCAUUCUCUAACAACUAGUGACCGAGAAGAAGAGGGAAGCAAUAACGAGAAGCAGGUUUUCCCACUUUUCUGUACUGUGACUUCAUCCUGCAUCAGACUUGCAGUUUUCAGGUUGUGCUGUAUGUGGGUCGGGGAAUGCUAUUCUAACCUUCUGGUUUUGAUAUCUGUGAAAAGAAAGAGACAGACCGCAGCGCCUUUUUUCUCUCUCCCUUUUGUCUGUUUCAUAUUCUUUUUUUUUUAUCUGAGGCUCAGUCAUCAUGGCCUCCUGUUGUGGCAGCGUUUACCACUGUCUCACUGUGACUCACAAUCAAUGUCCCCCAGUGGCGACAGCCCACUAUGUCAGCUGUUUCCUGGUCAUGCAAAGCCUCGUAAAACUUUUCACAUUUAGUAGUUUUUAGUGGGAUUUUAUGCCUUAUCCCAAGAUAAAGAAGGGCAAAAUUGUAAAGUGGAAGAAAAAUUUGGGAUGUAAUUUCAGCUGCAAGUCAUUUUGGUUUGCGUCAAAUUAAGUUUUUGUUUGUUCUUAUUUGCAAAACAGCUUGGACUUUAACUAGGACAUUCUAGAAUAUUUGUAUGAUUUGAUCCAAGGUGUUCAUCUAGUUGUUUAAUAUCCUAGAAAAUGCUUACAUUUCAGUUAUGGUUUGGAAAAUGUUAGAUAUCCAAACCGCACAGUUUUCUAAUGCAGUGAAAUCUAAUGUUUGAUUAAAAGCCUAAAUUUGGCUAGUUUAACCAUUAUUUACAGCUAAAACUAGAUAUUUUAUGCACCUAACAAAAAUACAUGUUUUUUUCAAACUGACUUAAGUGAAAUCAGAAUAAACUUAUCUUGUUUAGAGAAUUACCCAAAUUAUUUCUGGUUGCUAAGUAGCAGAAAGCUUAGCAAGAACAUUUUUAGAGAUUUAAUUUUUUUUAAUUUUCUUUAUAUAUGGUGUUUUAAGCAUUUAAUUUG